Messenger RNA from Branchiostoma belcheri (Belcher's lancelet), 1734 nucleotides. RefSeq names its product death domain-containing protein 1-like. The record is from RefSeq and is a predicted model, not a curated record. Bases 88 to 1242 code for a protein of 384 amino acids. Gene Ontology annotation, biological process: signal transduction. The transcript is spliced from 8 exons. Gene Ontology annotation, molecular function: protein binding. NCBI's taxonomy places the organism in Eukaryota, Metazoa, Chordata, Leptocardii, Amphioxiformes, Branchiostomatidae.
AGCCCCGUCUCCCAUGUCGGUGGUGGCUGACGUCAAGUCCCGCGAGAACCAUGCGAGGGUCUCAUCUCCUGCAGCCCCAUAGUGCGCAUGUCUCACAGCGUCAACAUCCACAAACGUUACUCUCCGCCAAUCACCGUCACCGUUCCCGUCCCGCCGAACCCCAGCCGCGCAGCCGCAGAGGAGACCAAUACAAGUAGGAGGCCGAAGACAGCAUUCGAAAGCGGCCGUUCUCAUGACGCAGCGUCUCGACCAAUGAGCGCCUUCUCUCUGGGCACGCGCAGUAGCAGCGCGCAGGACGAUGACGACACGCUGCGGCUGGUCACGUGGGAGGAAGGCGGUUGGCUGGUGCAUGAUGACGUAGAGCUGACGGAGAGGAAGGGCGACCUUGUGGCGUUCGAACUCAAGGUCGUGCUGCAGAGGUUCAUCAUCCUGCGACUAAAGACCGGUUCACACCAGUCGCCAGACAAAGUAGUCCGUGCUCUGGAGAAAUCCCUCCGCACUAAGCGGGCUGCGUGCAUCGCCCGCCACCGGACAGACGACCCAGGCAGUCUCGUCUUCAAGUGCGUCCCCGCGUCUGACUCCGCCCAGACCCUGCGGGCCCUGGAGGAUUCUGGGUACGUGGGGCCGCCCGACCCCAGCUCUGACGUCAUGCUUACCGAGGGGCAGCUCGUCUACAUGCGACUGCUAGGAAACAUCACACGAGCGGAGGAGUCUUCAGAAGAGGAGCUCCGUCUGCCCUUCCACUGUCACGUGCACAAGUCGGUCAGGUUAAAGGUCAAAGAGCAGGACGAGUUCGCCAAUCACAGCUACGAUGAGUACCGGGGUCAGGUCGAGUUCUACGUCAGGGAGAACAACGAGCAUGACGGGAAGGAAACGUCACUGUGCAAGCUGCCCGUCUCACUACCCAAAAAAGAGAGACCCCGGCCUAGACCGCCCAGCUCAUACCGGAAACUUAUCGAAGUUCCAGGUCCGCUGGGUACGGACGGACUGAACCAUCUGGCCCGUGAGAUGGGGGAGGACUGGGAUGUGGUGGCGGGGUACCUCAAGGUCAAACACAGCCGGGUACAGGCCAUCAAGAGGAACUACCCCGGAGACAUCAAACAACAGGCGUUUGACAUGCUGUACACGUGGCGGAACAGCAUGCCUCGCCAUGCUGACAAGGUCGGCGUGCUGUACAAGGCGCUGCGCAAGUCCGACCGCGGGGACCUGGCAGAGAAACUCCGGGCACAGACAGCCGCUUAACGUUCAACAUGCUGCAGUUUUAAAAUACAGUCGCUAGAGGGGGUGCGUAAGCGGUCGUGUGUUUCGGUAAUGUAGAAGAAUUACGCAAAUGUGCAAGCUUUGUUUCUGGAACUUUGAAGACUUGUCACAGUAUGCAAUAAAAGUAUACAAAGUGCAUGUAAUAGCUAAUAAUGCGUUACAUUCAAAUUGACAUGUAAUUGAAUAGGUAAGGUGAAGUUUAUCGCAAAUAGGCAAAAAAAAUGUAUAGUUUUAAAGCCCACAAUCCAGUGCACUGGUUUUUGAUGGCAUCAAAAUUUGAAUCUUGAUGAUGUUAGUUAUGUCCCAUAUUGGGUAAAGUGUGACGACUAUAUACCACACUGAACAUUGUUUACAGUGUUGCUAUAAUGUAACUGUGUGUGGCUUUGCUGUGCUGUUUUACUUUUGUAAUUUAUUGUGUGACCUUAUUUUGUAUGUUGCCGGAAUAAAAGUACACACAAAAGUGUCAGAAUUGAA